Hippopotamus amphibius kiboko is the source of this 948-nucleotide messenger RNA. Its product is annotated as olfactory receptor 56. Bases 1 to 948 code for a protein of 315 amino acids. Gene Ontology annotation, molecular function: G protein-coupled receptor activity; olfactory receptor activity. The transcript has a single exon. NCBI's taxonomy places the organism in Eukaryota, Metazoa, Chordata, Mammalia, Artiodactyla, Hippopotamidae. Gene Ontology annotation, cellular component: membrane. Gene Ontology annotation, biological process: G protein-coupled receptor signaling pathway. The record is from RefSeq and is a predicted model, not a curated record.
AUGGGGAUAUGGUUGAACCAAUCAUCUAUAGAUGGCUUCAUCCUCUUGGGCAUCUUUUCUCGUAGCCAGACUGAUUUUGCCCUGUUUUCUGUGGUUAUGGUGGUCUUCACAGUCGCCCUCUGUGGGAAUGCCCUCCUCAUCUUCCUCAUCUACAUGGAUCCUCGACUUCAUACACCCAUGUACUUCUUUCUCAGUCAGCUCUCCCUUAUGGACCUCAUGCUAGUCUGCGACAUUGUGCCCAAGAUGGCAGUCAACUUCCUGUCUGGCAGGAAGUCCAUCUCCUUUGCAGGCUGUGGCAUACAGAUUGGUUUUUUCAUCUCUCUCGUGGGGUCUGAAGGGGUCUUGCUGGGACUCAUGGCUUAUGACCGCUAUGUGGCCAUUAGCCACCCACUCCGCUAUCCCAUCCUCAUGAGUCAGAGGGUGUGUCUCCAGAUUGCUGGGAGUUCGUGGACUUUUGGGAUAACAGAUGGAAUGAUACAGAUGGCAGGAGCCAUGAGCUUACCCUACUGUGACUCAAGGAAUGUGGAUCACUUCUUCUGUGAGGUGCCAGCUUUAUUGAAACUGGCCUGUGCAGAUACCUCCAUUUUUGAUACCUUGCUUUUUGCUUGCUGCAUCUUCAUGCUGCUCCUGCCCUUCUCCAUCAUCGUGGCCUCCUAUGCUCGCAUCCUGGGAGCUGUACUCCACAUGCGCUCUGCUCAGGCCCGUAAAAAGGCUCUGGCCACCUGUUCCUCCCACCUGACAGCUGUCUCCCUCUUUUAUGGGGCAGCCAUGUUUAUCUAUCUGAGACCCAAGCGCUACCGAACCCCAAGCCAUGACAAGGUGGUGUCUAUCUUCUACACAGUUCUUACUCCUAUGCUUAACCCUCUCAUUUAUAGCCUGAGGAACCGGGAGGUGAUGGGGGCCCUGAAGAAGGGCCUGAAUCAUUGCAGGACUGGCAGUAGGCACUGA